AGCAACACCGGCCAGGCUAGGCCUCUGCCCUGAGGGUGGUGUAGCCAUGGCAGGUGCAGGGCCGAGGAGAGAGGUGAUCUGACGCGGGUUUACCAGGCUCGCUCUGAGUGCCGAGUGGAGAACAGACUGUGGGGUGAGGGCCGGUGGGUUACGGUGGAGCCCAGCACGGAGGCUGCUUUCAUAUCCUGGGUGAGAGGCAGUAAUGGGUGGGACACACGUCGGCUGUGUGGACGCGAUUGGGCCAGAUUCUUUGAUGUGAGAGAGAGAGCGCGUGAGCACUAACCCCAGGUUUGGGGCCUUACCCGCUGUGAGGGUAGGUGCUCCCCCAGUGGUGAAGGGCAGGUCCGUGGUAGAAGUAACUCCCUGUGGAUAGCAGCUCACCCGUGAGCACAUGAAGGGUCUGAGAUCUCCCAGACAACAAGGCUCCUGGACCCGGAUGGGGUGCUGGGGAGGGUUCAGGGUGGAGGAGGCAGUGGCAGUGCAGUCAGGGAGCAGGAAGGGGCUGGUGAGGCCGACGCCUGGGUGAGGGGCCAGGUGUCAGUCGCCCUAAGAGGAUGGUGUGCACGCGGAAAGGCGUGUGCACUGGUGGCCCUGGGGCCUGGUACACACAGUCCUAGCGGCCUUGGGAGAACUGGCUGCCGUGGUGGGUGUGAGCUGUGGUGGGUGUGGGCAGGGAGGUGUAGGGGCGCUUAGGAGGUGCCUUCCUGCCCACCUCGCUGUGGGGGGGCACAGUGACAAAGGGGCAGGCGACAGCAGGCCCUGUGGCGCCCAGUCCUGGUACUUCCUCUGGGCUGAGGAUUAGGAAGGAAUGGGGGGCCUGAGGGAGUGUCCCUGGGGGAGGGGCUGCCCAUGGGCCCGCUCUCCCCACUGGCAGGCGCAGGUGAGCGUGGAGGACGUGUUCGUGUACUUCUCCCGGGAGGAGUGGGGGCUCCUGGACGAGGCUCAGAGGCGCCUGUACCGCGACGUGAUGCUGGAGAACUUCGCUCUUCUGGCCUCGCUGGGAUGUGCAUCUUCCAUGUCCCGUGGGGCAGCCCCCCUGGAGUGGGGCAGCGAACCCCAGGUGUCAGACUGGGCGCACGUGAGUCCAGCCAGGACCAGAGACGCUCAGAGUGGGUGUGGCCCUGGUUCUUGGCCCGGAAGGGAGGAUGAGGAGAUACCUUGUAAGCAAAGGGUUUCGGCAGAAGGAGUGUCACAGGUCAGGACUCUCAAAGCAGGCCUUUCCACCCAGCAAGCCUACCCCUGUGAGCCAGGUGGCCUGGUCUUGAAAGACAUUUCGCACUUGGCUGAGCACCAAGAAACACGCUCUGGGCAGAAACAGUGUGGGAAACAGUUCUGGUUCAGUGGGAACCUUCACCACCAGAAAAAGCAUAGUGGAGAGAAGCCCUUCAGGAAAGACGAGGGCCAGGCCUUUCUUGUGAGCAGCUGCCCUGUCCAGCCCCUGGCAGUGCCCUUUGCACCUGGAGAGGCCCGUGAGGGCUUCUCAGCUCACUCAGGCAGCUCCCAGCACCGUGCCCCCCACGGUGAGUGGAAGCCACACAGUGAUGGAAAGUGUGCGGAGGCCUUGCCCAGUGGACAAAGGCAUUACGAGUGCGGCGAAUGUGGGAAAGCCUUCAGCCGCAAAGACUCGCUCGUCCAGCACCAGAGAGUCCACACUGGAGAGAGGCCGUACGAGUGCAGCGAAUGUGGGAAAACCUUCAGCCGCAAACCCAUACUUGCCCAGCACCAGCGAAUCCACACUGGAGAAAUGCCCUACGCGUGUGGCAUCUGUGGGAAAGUGUUUAACCACAGCUCCAACCUUAUUGUACACCAACGAGUUCACACUGGAGCGAGGCCUUACAAAUGCCGUGAGUGUGGGAAAGCCUACAGCCACAAAUCCACGCUUGUUCAGCACGAGAGCGUCCACACUGGAGAGAGGCCGUACGAGUGCAGCGAAUGUGGGAAGUACUUUGGGCACAAAUACAGACUCAUCAAACACUGGGGCGUUCACACCGGGGCCCGGCCGUACGAGUGCAUCGAGUGUGGGAAAUUCUUUACCCAAAGCUCCGACCUCGUUGCGCACCAGAGGGUCCACAAUGGGGAGAAGCCCUAUGUGUGCGGCGAGUGUGGGAAAGCCUUUAGCCACAAGCACGUGCUCAUUCAGCACCACAGAAUCCACACUGGAGAGAGGCCGUAUAAGUGCAGUGAGUGUGGGAAGGCCUUCAGGCAGAGGGCUUCCCUCAUCCGACAUUGGAAAGUCCACACUGGAGAAAGGCCAUAGGCUAGCGGGGAGUGUGCCUGUCCGUGGUCACGAGUGACUGGCGUCAGAGAGAAGCUCUGCGAGCCGCCUUGGAGAGUAGCCAUCAGCCGGAAGUUGACCCCCAUCCCUGUGAACACCCACCCCAGGAAGAUUCCUCUGAGGGACGGUCCCUCCACGGGAAGCUUUCUGGAGCAAUGUGGCACGUCAUCGCCUGCCCAGCACCCCUGUCACUGCCAGAGUCUGCAAGGCAGGGCCCCCCAUGUUGAGCGAACAUCGGCCAACAUGCUCUGCUAGGCAGACCUGUACUCCCCUUGCCAACAGGGGAUCCUCAGUAUCCCGGGCCCAUUGAUCCUCACUCCUUCCUGCUCCCCCCGCCAGCCCUGCCCCAGCGGGUUUAGGUGUGGACAUGACCCAGUUUCAGCCAGGACAGAGGAUGUGAGUGUUGUUUUGCUGGCCACUUGCAGGGGAGUUUCUCAGUUCUCGUGGACUUUGUUGGUCUCAGGUGGCACUCCUCGUGGGCGUGUCCAGCCUCCAGGUCACCUGACUUGGGAAUGGCCUGCCCCGAUGUUCUGGUUUUGCAGCACAUGCCUUAGUUUUGAAGUCACCUUUGAUCUUGGGGGUUCAGUUCACUCUGGGCCAGUGGAGGACAGUGUGGGCUCUGCCCGCACGAGGGUUGGAGAGCUUCUGUGAGACGCCCAGCGAGUCGGCUCAGUGCAGUGGGCAGCUCUCGUUCUGGUUUCAGCCCAACUGGCAUCGCUGCUCAAGGCCGCCUAGGGGAGAUGCCCAUCUCUGAGGCCCGACCUUGUGACCCGUAUGCAAGGUCAUCUGUGAGACCUUGAGCGGGGGAAUUUGCUGUGACAACCUCAGGUGUGUCUGGGAACAGCCAGGAACAACAAAUCCAUGUUUCACAUUUCCCUCCUUGGCAGAACCUGACCCCUGCGGCCUGGCAACAUCCCCAAAGCGUCUUCUUCAGUAGGUAGAUGUCCCUGUCCCCUAAAAGGACCAGGUAGGCGUCAUAAUUGUACAGAGUCGCCGAUUAUGAGGGAGUUGGGAGACUGCAGCAGAUGGCGGGAUGUGACUUCCUAAAGUGUUUCCACAAACAUUUCACAAUGACUUUGGUAGGAGGGCUUCCAGGAACUCUCAGGGCUGACAUAGUUGUCUCUCUCACGGCUGUGCUCACUCUCAGAGCAAUUGAUUAAACAUUUUCUGUAAUAAAGUACACAUGGUGUGAAAUUUGACAAGUUCCAACGUGUUUGCAUCUGUGAAACCAAGUUUCCCGAUUGCCUUGAUAAUCCCUCUCCCCUCUCCCACUCCCAGGCAAACAAGAAUCUUGUUUUCUGUCACUAGAUUACUUUGCAUUUCCUAGAAUUUUAUAUAUAGAUGGACUAAUUUAAUAAUAUAUGUCUGGUUUUGA
Molecule: messenger RNA, 3650 nt
Organism: Myotis davidii
Lineage: Eukaryota; Metazoa; Chordata; Mammalia; Chiroptera; Vespertilionidae
Gene: ZNF772
Product: zinc finger protein 772
Exons: 3
Coding region: 809-2257 (482 amino acids)
Biological process (GO): regulation of cytokine production; negative regulation of transcription by RNA polymerase II; regulation of immune system process
Cellular component (GO): nucleus
Molecular function (GO): DNA-binding transcription activator activity, RNA polymerase II-specific; DNA-binding transcription repressor activity, RNA polymerase II-specific; RNA polymerase II cis-regulatory region sequence-specific DNA binding
Source: RefSeq, a predicted model, not a curated record